CUCUGGGUAGGAGCUUGUAAAGUGUUAGAAGGAUACACGUGAGAGGCAAUUCUCUCUCAUAUAUCAUUUUGCAUUUAAAAAAAUGUUAGUGAAGGCAAUUUAAAAAGAAAAUCCUUAAUGCACACACAACUUACCAAACAAGUGGGUCGGUCUUCUGUGGAUUCCUCUCACGUUACAUAGCUAGUUGACCGGGUAACCAGGCCUCAACCCCCUCCUACCCCUUUAAAAUCUCCCUCCAUCCCUCUUCAAACCAAACCCAACCUCUCCAACUCCUCCUUCCUUCUCAACACUCUUUGCUAAGAGGACCACCAUGAAAGCAUCUCCAAUCCCACAGCUACUCAUGGCCCUGCUGCUUGCAAGUAUCAACAGCAGAAAGUCAGACCCUGAUGCUCCGAUCACGGCCUCCUUCCGGAGCAUGGCCAUCGAUGGGCAAUUCACCACCCAUGAUGUGUCGAAUGCCGCCAUGGACUUCGGAAACCGAUACCACUUCCUUCCUUCGGCGGUUCUUCACCCAGGAUCAGUUGCAGAUAUUGCUGCAACUGUGAGGCAUGUGUUCCAGCUUGGCCCGAGCUCCAGGCUCACCAUUGCUGCUCGUGGCCAUGCGCACUCACUCCAAGGCCAGGCUCAGGCCCCUGGUGGCAUUGUUGUGCGCAUGGAAUCCCUGGGAAGGGCUAAAAACAUGCAUGUGCAUGCAGGAGAAAGCCCAUAUGUCGAAGCUCCUGGUGGAGAGCUAUGGAUUGACGUUCUGAAGGAGACUCUAAGGCACGGGCUAGCGCCAACGUCAUGGACUGAUUACCUCCAUCUCACCAUUGGAGGCACUCUAUCAAAUGCUGGGAUUAGUGGUCAGGCCUUCCGGCAAGGCCCCCAGAUCAGUAAUGUCCACCAGCUUGAGGUAAUCACAGGGAAAGGAGAAGUUAUCAAUUGCUCUUCAACCAAGAAUGUUGAGCUCUUCCAUAGUGUUCUUGGAGGUCUUGGCCAAUUUGGUAUCAUCACCCGAGCUAGGAUUGCAUUAGAGCCAGCGCCAAAGAUGGUGAGAUGGAUUAGAGUUCUCUACUCGGACUUCACCAGCUUCACAGAGGAUCAAGAGAAGCUCAUCUCAGCAGAAAAGACUUUUGACUACAUUGAAGGUUUUGUGAUCAUAAACCGGACAGGGAUUCUCAACAACUGGAGAUCAUCCUUCAAUCCACAGGACCCAGUGCAGGCCAGCCAUUUCAACUCUGAAGGGAAAACUCUUUUCUGCCUCGAGAUGACAAAGAACUUUGACCCUGAAUAUCCUGAGAUAAUGAUGCAGGAAGUUGAGGAGCUCCUAUCACAACUUCGAUAUAUUCCGUCCACACUCUUCCAAUCGGAAGUCUCAUUCCUAGAGUUCCUUGACAGAGUGCAUGUAUCUGAAGUGAUGCUGCGAUCGAAAGGUUUGUGGGAAAUUCCACACCCAUGGCUUAAUCUUCUAGUACCCAGAACUGGAAUCCAUGCCUUCGCAAAUGAGGUUUUUGGAAAGAUCCUCACAGACAGCAGCAAUGGUCCAAUACUGCUAUACCCAUUGAACAAAUCCAAGUGGGAUAACAGAACAUCAGCAAUUAUUCCUAAUGAAGAAGUGUUCUACUUGGUGGCUUUCCUUUCAUCUGCACCAUGCUCUUCAGGUCAAGACAGCUUAGCGAAAGCACUCAAACAGCAGGAAAGGAUCUUAGAAUUCUGCAAGAAGGCUAACAUCCAAAUGAAGCAAUACUUGCCACAUUACACAACACAAGAAGAAUGGAAGUUCCACUUCGGGCCGAGAUGGGAAGAGUUUAAACACAAGAAACAGGCUUAUGAUCCUCUGGCAAUUCUUGCACCGGGACACAGGAUUUUUCAGAAGGCAGUAGCUUCCUUAUGACAGCUGACUUCCCCAUAUAAGACAUAUUUGUAAAAAAGAAUAGCCAUAGAAAUAAUUUUUCAUAUUUUUGUAACACUUUACAAGCCUGCAGCUAAAAGUAGUUUGGCUGCUUCCUAUAAAAGUAAAGGAAAGAGUAUGGCAACAAUCCAAAACUGAUCCUGGAUGAGAAUAUGUCCAGCUGCAAGGAAGACAAGCAAGGAAAAAAAAACAGAAGAAAACAAUAUCAUAACCAGAAAUCUUUUUCACUAGGAUGCAAGGAAAAUGACUCGUGGUGGGAAAAAAAACAGGAGUUAGGCAUCAACAUCAGGAUGGAGAAAAAAGACGAAGAUGUCUCAGAUCAAUGUACAUAUGGCUUUCAAACAAGAUUAGAGAAAUCCCAAAUACAAACAGCGUCACUUGCAUGCACAUGCAAAAUUCUAAAGAACGCCAGAUGGUAUUGCCUGUGGAGUACCCCACAGACAAGAGGUAGGCUUGGCAUGCUAAGAUUUAGUCCUAUCAACAGUGCCUGCUUAGAUUCAAAAGAUCAAAUGUGUGCAUUACUCAAGCCUAGAGGAGUGAAACCAGACACAUAAGGAAGCUGUAAAGUAUUUUUCCUAAGUUUCUCGUAUGUGAUUAACACAGCAUAUCAUCAUAAUUAACUGUAUGGCAAACAGUAACUGUUGCUAAGAACGUCAUCAGACCAUGAAAAAAACUUAGUGCAGCUAUCAAAAGCGUAAGGAUGUAUUUUUUCCUGUAAACCUGUGGGUAAAAUAGAUAGUUUCUGAAAAGACUGAAAAUCA
Messenger RNA from Dendrobium catenatum, 2652 nucleotides. RefSeq names its product cytokinin dehydrogenase 4-like. The transcript is spliced from 4 exons. Gene Ontology annotation, molecular function: cytokinin dehydrogenase activity; FAD binding. Gene Ontology annotation, biological process: cytokinin metabolic process. The record is from RefSeq and is a predicted model, not a curated record. Bases 311 to 1873 code for a protein of 520 amino acids. NCBI's taxonomy places the organism in Eukaryota, Viridiplantae, Streptophyta, Magnoliopsida, Asparagales, Orchidaceae.